Messenger RNA from Cicer arietinum (chickpea), 2042 nucleotides. RefSeq names its product protein AUXIN RESPONSE 4. Lineage: Eukaryota; Viridiplantae; Streptophyta; Magnoliopsida; Fabales; Fabaceae. The record is from RefSeq and is a predicted model, not a curated record.
UAGAACAAACAGAAAAAGAAAGAGUACAGUCAUACACAGCUCGACAGUGUCCCCAGCACAAUGAUUCACACCACCAUUGGUCCAUUACCACUCCAUGCCAUUAUGAUGUCCCCCUAACCCACAUUUCUCAACUUUAUUAAGUUUAAUUAAUCGUAAAACUGUAACUUAUUUCAAAACCUCGCCAAACUCAAAAGAUCCAUCACUCACACACUAAUGGCGAUCAUAACAGAACAAGAACAAGAAGAACCAAAUCUUCAACAAAAACAACGACCAAAUAACUCAACCAAGUCCCUCAAACCCAAAUCAACCUCAACCACAACACAACCACCAAACUCAUUCUCUUUCUGGUUCUACUUCAAACUUUCAAUCUCUCUCAUAACCCUCUUAUUCCUCUUCAGUUCAUCAUCCCUUACACCACAAGACCCCAAAACAUGGUUCCUCAACUUACCCACCAAUCUCCGUCAACACUACUCCAAAGGCCGCACCAUCAAAAUCCAAACCCACCCAAACCAACAACCAAUCCAACUCUUCACCUUCCAACUGGGUCCCACCACUCCAAAACCUUCCGAAACCGUUCUCAUUCUUCACGGCCAAUGUCUCACUUCAUACUCUUACCGAAACCUAAUUCAAUCUCUCGCCACAAAAGGCGUUCGCGUCGUCGCGAUCGAUCUUCCCGGUAAUGGAUUCUCCGAUAAAACAAUUGAAGUUACAAUUGAAGGGUUUAAUGGGGUUUUUGGUAGGUUAAGUUAUGUUUAUAGUGAAAUUCAAGAAAAGGGUUUUUUUUGGGCUUUUGAUCAAAUCGUUGAAACUGGUCAAAUUCCUUAUGAAGAAAUUCAAGCUAGAAUGUUAAAGAGGAAAGUGAAAAAGGUUAUUGAUUUGGGUCCAGAAGUGAUGGGGAAAGUUUUGGGUCAGGUUGUUGAUACAUUAGGGUUAGCUCCUGUUCAUUUGGUUUUGCACGAUUCAGCUUUAGGGUUAAGUGCUAAUUGGGUUUCUGAGAAUUCGGAAUUGGUAAAAAGUUUGACACUUGUUGAUACGGUCGCUUCAAAUUCGGGUGCUUUUCCUAUUUGGGUUUUGGAGAUUCCUUUUAUUAGAGAGGUUGUUUUAGGGUUUCCUUUGGUUUUUGCAAAGGUGGUGAAUUUUUGUUGUUCUAAGAGGAUCGGUGGUUUGGAUGCUGAUGCACAUAGGGUGCUUUUGAAGGCUGGGGAUGGAAGGAAAGCGGUUGUGGCUAUUGGGAAGAAUUUGAAUUCUAGCUUUGAUUUGGAAGAAUGGAGUGGUUCUGAUGGAUUGAAAGAUAUGCCAAUGCAACUGCUUUGGUCUAGUGAUUGGUCCGAAGAAUGGAGCCGGGAAGGGAAUCGGGUUGCGGCUGCACUUCCACGGGCAAAUUUUGUUAGGCAUUCUGGUGGCCGGUGGGCUCAGGAGGAUGCAGCAGUUGAGAUAGCUGAAAAAAUUUCUCAAUUUGUCUUGUCGCUACCAAAGACUGUCAGAAAAGUUGAGCAAGAGUCAUCCAUCCCAGACCACAUACAGAAGAUGUUUGAUGAAGCAAAAAGUGAUGGUCAUGAUGAUCAUUUUCACCAUCAUGGUCACAGUCACGGACAUGAUCACCUCGGUGAAGAUCACAUUCAUGAAGCGGGUUAUAUGGAUGCAUAUGGGCUUGGUCAUGGAGCUCAUGAUUGGUGAAGGUGAUCACUGGAUAUUACUGGCUAAUAUUCACGCCAGUAGACAUCACUCAACUAAAGCCAACAUGUAUUUAUUUUAGCUGUUAUACUUUUUCAAAAUCUGUGAAGGGUGAUGAGAAAAUUAUGGCUAUGUAACAAUUAUGCACAGGGAGACACAUCUUUUUUUAACUGAAAAACUAAUUACAUCUUAUGCUCUUGUUUGGAGCCAGUUUUUGUGUUGGGAUUUAGGAACAAGCUUUUGAAGGUGUUCAUUGAGACGAAACGUUGAUCAAAUGUACUUUAAAUUAUUUUAGAAUGUUAUGACGUCAUCUAAUCCAUAUAGUCGAUCCUACUUAGUAUAAUAAAGACUUGGUUGUUGUUGUUGUA